CUUUUCUCCCCCCUCCCUCCCUCCGUCUCCUUCUCCUCUUCCUUCUCACCCUCCUCCCUCCUUUUCCUUCCCGCUGCCUCUUCCCCCCCUGCCCUUCUUCUCAGGAGUCCAGAUGAGGACAAUAAGAAAUGGCUGGGGGCCGUGCUCACGCGGCAGAACUGAGGAGCGGGGUUUGGUGGUUCCGAAGUUUGCCGGGGGGAGCCUCCGCCUGCUUGACACGGGCACCAAAAACAGCCAAGAUCUACUCCACAGAGGGGUGGGUGGGUGCGAGGGCCCGCGCCGAUGACCACAACAGCAAGGAUGCCAGAGAGCAGCCCCAAGCAUCAUCUUUUCAGGGUUAUGGGGCUGUUGGGGCUUUGGGGCUAUAGGGCAUGUUGGCGCGGCGGUUUCCCAGGGGGGCGCUGCGGCGAAGAGCGGGGGGCCCCCCCGGCCAGGAGGAGCACUGCUCUCCGAGAGGGGCUCCGCCCGCCUUCUCGCCGGGCCUCGCGGCGGAGUCGGCGGGCCUGGGCGGGGCGCCGAACAUCGUCCUGAUCCUCGCCGACGACCUGGGCUCGAACGACGUCGGCUGGGUGAACAGGAGGAACGUGAACGACAUCCGGACGCCGUGGAUCGACCAGCUGGCGUCCGAGGGUGUCCGGCUGACGAACUUCUACGUCCAGCCCGUCUGCGGGCCCUCCAGGGCGGCGCUCAUGACGGGCAGGUAUCCGAUCCGCCUGGGCCUCCAGCACGCGAACCUCCUCCCCGAGCAGCAGAACGGACUGCCGACGAACGAGACCACACUGCCCCGGCUCCUGCAAGGCCAAGGCUACGUCACGUACGGCGUUGGCAAGUGGCACCUGGGACACUGGAGAAAGGACCUCAUCCCGACAUGGAGGGGCUUCGACCGGUGGUAUGGCUUCUUGGAGGGCGCGCAGGACCACUUCAACCACACGGACCGGUGCGGCGACCACGUUGGCCUGGACCUGUGGGAGGACGACCAGCCAGACACAACUCAGAGAGGCGUGUAUUCCACGCACCUCUUUACUUCGAAGGCGGUGGAGUUCAUCAAGAGCCACAUGAGGCGUGCGAUCCCGUCCCCGUUCUUUUUGUACCUGUCGUAUUCUGCCGUGCACACGCCUCUUCAGGCACCCGAUGAGGCGGUUGCUCGCUUCUCGCACCUGGGCGACAAGAAGCGGAGGGUGUACGCAGCAAUGCUUUCCGUCAUGGACGAGGGCAUCGGCAACGUGACCAAGGCCAUCCAGGAGGUCGAUGGGCUGCUGGAGUCCACCAUCCUGAUCUUCUUUAGCGACAACGGUGGGCCCACCCAGGAGGGGGCCAGCAACUGGCCCCUGCGCGGCUGGAAGGGCAGCCUGUGGGAGGGCGGAGUCCGAAGCCAGGCCUUCGUGUGGUCGCCGCUGAUGCUGCCAGAGCUCCGCGGCAGCUCCUGGGGUGGUCUGCUUCAUGUGACCGACAUCAUGCCCACGCUCGUGGGGCUCGCCGGUGGUGCUGUCCCAGAGAGCCUCGACGGCGUGGACUUCUGGGCCCCGCUCGUCCACAACAGGACCUCGCCGAGGCUCGAGAUCCUGCACAACGCCGACCCCAUCACGCUCUGCUCGCCGGAGAAGCUGGCGGCUGGCACGCCUUGUGACUCCGACUGGGGCGGCGUGCGCAACGCGGCCAUCAGGCUCGGCGACUGGAAGCUGAUCCGGCGCCAGCCCGGGUCGCCGGCCUCCCGGCAGUGGCACGACCGCUGGGUCCCGCCGCCAGAGUGGCAGCCGCCCUGGCAGCUGCUGCAGGCCUCCCCCGAGCCAGUUUUCUUUCCCUCCAUCAGGAGCGACUUUCCUGACACGCUGCCCGACACCCAGAUCUGCCUCUUCAACAUCACCAGCGACCCGGAGGAGCGCUGUGACCUGGCUGGGUCUCACGGCGCGAUCGUGCAGGUCCUUUUGAGGCGCUUGGACGUGUUCGAGGGUUCCGCCGUGCCGGUUAGGUUCCCGCCGCGCGUGCCCGACAAGUGCAAUCCGGGUCGGUUCAACAACAUCUUCCAGUGGUGGGCUGAGCCCAACGGCACGACGGCACAGGCGCUGCUCACGAGCCCCUACAGGCUCUGAGUUCGGCCCCCGUCGCCUGGAAGCAACGGCAGAGACCGGGGGCAAGGGCUGGGCAGGUCCUAUUGUGCCCUGAGGCUACGCGUUCCCGCUGCUUGCGAAGCAUACCCCUCGCGGGUUUCUUUGUCGCUGUUUGGUGAAGGCUUGCGGCUUAGUUUUCUCUUGCCGCAUCCGCUGUACACAGUGAGUCGGCAAGCCCUUCACCCAUAUUGCAGCCUAGUCGCACGUUUCAGCGAAGUGGCAUGUGCGUGUGUUCGUCGAGGCGUGAACGCGCAGCGUGACAGCACGUGCAACUCGUUUGAAAACCCGAUGUUCGGCUAUUCAAUCCAAUCGUAUCGCUUCGCUGUGCCAGAACUGCGGUGAGAACUCCCGCGGCUUGGCAACAAUGCACAUCUGACCCAUUUUGUCCCUGGUGGCGCGGUCACCAGAACUGCGGUGAGAACUCCCGCGGCUUGGCAACAAUGCACAUCUGACCCAUUUUGUCCCUGGUGGCGCGGUCAUUUUUUGCCAUAGCUGAGCUUUUGGCAGCUGUGGGAUCGAUCGCGUAUCGUUGCCCGCCCUUGCUAGUUGAAUUCUCGUUUGUGCGCCACCACGUCUGACAAGCACGUCAGCGUUGGUGACUGCUCGAGUGGAAAAAAUUAUCCUGGCGAAUGACCCAACCAUAAGCAAUUGUUCGUAACGCGUUGUGGGUGCCGCUUUCGGUGGGGCUCCCUAUGGGGCCACGAAACGCUGCCUUGGGUGGG
Messenger RNA from Prorocentrum cordatum, 2830 nucleotides. Lineage: Eukaryota; Dinophyceae; Prorocentrales; Prorocentraceae. The record is from the annotation of a GenBank genome assembly.